CGCGGGGACUAAAGCGGCGCGAGCGGCUCCGGGCGAGGAAAGGCGGCGCGCGCCGAGCGAGGAAUCAAGAACUCUGAAAUCAUGGCAGCGAAACCCAAGCUGCACUACCCCAAGGGAAGGGGGAAGAUGGAGUCAAUCCGAUGGCUGUUAGCAGCAGCCGGGGUUGAGUUUGAUGAACAAUUCAUAGAAAAAAAGGAAGAUCUGGAAAAAAUACGCAAUGAUGGUUCCCUGCUGUUCCAGCAAGUGCCCAUGGUGGAGAUUGAUGGGAUGAAGAUGGUGCAGACCAGAGCCAUCCUCAGCUACAUCGCAGCGAAAUACAACCUCUACGGCAAGGACCUGAAGGAGAGAGCCUGGAUUGAUAUGUAUGUGGAGGGGACAACAGACCUGAUGGGAAUGAUCAUGUCUCUCCCUUUGCAAGCUGCUGAAACAAAAGAUAAACAUCUUGCCUUAAUCAUUGAAAGAGCUACAACCAGGUACUUUCCUGUUUAUGAAAAGGCCUUAAAAACCCAUGGGCAAGAUUAUCUUGUUGGAAACAAAUUGAGCUGGGCAGACAUCCAACUGCUGGAAGCGAUUUUAAUGGCAGAAGAAUGUAAGGCUGAUAUACUGUCUGCGUUCCCUCAGCUACAGGCUUUUAAAGGAAGAAUAAGCAACGUUCCUACAAUCAAAAAAUUCUUGCAGCCUGGCAGCAAGAGGAAGCCACGACCAGAUGAGAAGUAUAUUGCCGAGAUGAGGAAAAUAUUCAAUUUCUAAUCAUUUCUAAUCAUGUGGCUUCUGAAGAUGACACAGCUGUAGAGUAUUCCAAGAGCUGUGCCUUAUCACUGUAAACUGCAUAGAUGUAUUCUAUAGCUUGGAUCAUAUAGCCAGUCACGUGGUAAUCACUGAAACAGAAUACACUUUUACAUCAGUAUAAAAGGCUGAUUUGAGUCCAGAAAGUUUCAUGGAACAAUGACAUGAAAUAAAAUAUGCUGACACUUUG
This is a messenger RNA of Cuculus canorus (common cuckoo), 976 nucleotides long. Its product is annotated as glutathione S-transferase. NCBI's taxonomy places the organism in Eukaryota, Metazoa, Chordata, Aves, Cuculiformes, Cuculidae. The transcript has 7 exons. The coding region runs from base 82 to 750 and encodes 222 amino acids. The record is from RefSeq and is a predicted model, not a curated record. Gene Ontology annotation, biological process: glutathione metabolic process; xenobiotic metabolic process. Gene Ontology annotation, molecular function: glutathione transferase activity.